Molecule: messenger RNA, 3102 nt
Organism: Nothobranchius furzeri (turquoise killifish)
Lineage: Eukaryota; Metazoa; Chordata; Actinopteri; Cyprinodontiformes; Nothobranchiidae
Product: doublecortin domain-containing protein 2
Biological process (GO): dendrite morphogenesis; regulation of cilium assembly; neuron migration
Cellular component (GO): microtubule organizing center; kinocilium; axoneme
Source: RefSeq, a predicted model, not a curated record
AUGAGCUCAGACAGGCCGAGCUUUCUCUCGCAGCCCGUGGUGAAGAACAUCUUCAUGUUCCGGAACGGGGACCCGUACUUCGAGGCCCGUCGGAUCGUCAUCAACGAGAAGAGGGUGUGUAACUUUGAGACUCUGCUGCGGGAAGUUACCGGCGGGAUCCAAGCUCCGUUCGGAGCGGUCAGGACCAUCUACACCCCGAGAAGAGGGCACAAGGUGGACUGUAUGGAGAGCCUGCAGAGCGGGGAGCAGUAUGUGGCAGCAGGGAAGGAGAGGUUCAAGAAGCUGGACUACCUACAGAUCGCCCCCAGAAAGAAGAAGAUGAUGCAGACUCUGCCACUGCAGGUCAAACCGCUACCUCCAAAUAGAAUCAUCGUGUCGGCCCGGUUUCUGAAACCCAUUAAAGAGCCUUGCCCGAUAUUUGUGGUGGCGAAUGGUGAUGUUUUCAACCCUGUAGUGAGGCUCCUUAUUCACCAGAGGAUGAUGGAGCAGUUUGAUAACAUCCUUGAACUGAUUACAGAGAAGAUGGGUCUGAGAGUCCUGGGAGGCGUUCGAAGCUUGUUCACCUAUAACGGCCACCAGGUGACAGAUGGGAGUGAACUGGAGUGUGGGCAGCUUUAUGUGGCCGUGGGAAGAGAACGAUUUAAGAAGCUUCCGUACAGCGACCUUCUUUUCCCCAGGCCCAAAGGAACAAGACGGAUCAAAGGAAUGAAGGCUUACUCUUUACCACCCAUCUACCGGUUUGCUAAACAAAGAGGAAACAGUAAAUCCACGGUUGGAUCCAGUGACAGCGGAGAUGGAGAGUCUAAAGGAUCUCCUCAGAACCCCAGCAGCAGCAGCAAGGAGCACCUGUCCUCUGCUGUUGGGGACAUCUCUCAGGCCAGACUCCUGUCCCUCAGGACGCGGAAGAGCCGACAGAGCAUCACAGACAACGAUGAUCCAGAAUCAAAGGCUGAAGAUGGUGACGCAGAAGGAGAAAUGCUGCGAGACAUUAAAACUGAUGAGAAAUCUGAAGUUCAUCAACAUUCCACAACGGAGAGCAUAGAAAAGAAAGAAGAAGAGGUAGAAACUCCCGAAAACAUCUCAGAGGUAGAUGUGUCUGCAAACAUGGGGACCAAAAACGAAAAACAAGAGACAAACAUGGAAGAAGAAGAAAAGAAGGAUGCUGAUGAGCAAAAUGAUGAGAAACUUGAAGAGCUGAAGGCAGAAGAAGAGGUAGAAACUCCCGAAAACAUCUCAGAGGUAGAUGUGUCUGCAAACAUGGGGACCAAAAACGAAAAACAAGAGACAAACAUGGAAGAAGAAGAAAAGAAGGAUGCUGAUGAGCAAAAUGAUGAGAAACUUGAAGAGCUGAAGGCAGAAGAAGAGGUAGAAACUCCCGAAAACAUCUCAGAGGUAGAUGUGUCUGCAAACAUGGGGACCAAAAACGAAAAACAAGAGACAAACAUGGAAGAAGAAGAAAAGAAGGAUGCUGAUGAGAAAAAUGAUGAGAAACUUGAAGAGCUGAAGGCAGAAGAAGAGGAAACAACAGAAAACGAGCAGAACGUGGUCACAGAAGAGAGUAAGAGUCAGGUUAACGAUGAAGAGCAGGAACCAAACAGCAGCGCUGCCGAUGGAGAUCAGACCGAGGAGAAUAAAGAGAAAGAGCAUAUACUUAAUACACCUUCUGAGGCGGAGGUAGAGCAGGACAGCAAUACAGAGGAAGAUAAGCAAGAGAAGGAUGAUGGUAACAGGGAGGAAAGCAGCAACAUUAAUGAUGAAGAGUCAGGCGAAGAGCAGAGAGAGACAGAAAUCAGCAACAGUCCAGCUGGGACUCGGUUAGAGAACGAGACGAAAGAAAGUGCAGAUGAUAGAAUUAGCAGCAGAAGCAGCAUCCGGGAUGAAGAUGAGAAGAAAACAACAGAAGUUACAGAAGAGGAGAGGACAGCGAAUGGAGAAGUAAGUGGAGACACCUGUCCAGGUGCUGCUGUUAAACCAGAGAACGCUGAAGAAGACAGCAGCAAAAAAGAGGAGGAUUAGUAAAGAGAAUAAAAUGCUGCUAAUUUAAAACCAAGCUUCUCAGCAAGUAAAAAGGAUGAAAAGAAAGUAGUUUUAUUAUUAUGAGAUGCUAAUAUAUUUGAAUGUAAAUCAGCCAAUUGAUGACGAUCAAAAGAAUAAAAACAUUUAUUCUGUUUUCAUUAAAACUCUUUUACCUCUGGAGUAACUCUGUGGUAUCAAGAUGAUUGUCUGGGUGCUUUUUCAGUCAUUUCUCCAAAUGAACUGUUCAUCAUGAGCUAAGCUACAUGUACAUGUCUAACUAAACACCAAAUCCUAUCAGAUGUUUGUAAAAUGACACAAUACGAGCUUUUAUUGUGCAGCCAGUAUGUGUUCACAUGUGUACGUGGUGAGAAAAUAAACUCUACAAGUCUCAUGUCAAAGUUUUAUUCUUUCACGUGUUUAGCUGUUUUAGAUUGUUGGCCUUUAGAGAGAGACCAAGCCAGGUGGAGGAGUAUCAGCAGGUGGUGUUGGUGAGUUAGGGGUAGACUGGGGCAGGACGUUGAAUGGUGUUUUGGGGUAACGGUCUAGUCAACCUUUGUUCCAACCCUCAUGUACAGCAACAGUGUUAUUUAUUACCAAAAAGAUGGGAGCAGAAACAAGCAGCUGGAAUAAGUUUCCUCUGCUGGACUUGCAGAACGGACGAGGAGAUCAAAGGCAAGUCACUGCUCCUCCACAUCAAAAGAAAAUUCAGUUUCAGUCCUUUCCAGAAUGAGCCGUUUCAAGGCUCUGUCACUUUAAGAAAACAAGUUGGAGCUGGCCAUGCCCCCCAUUUUCUACUCAGGCUGAUAUAAGAAGAAGCUCCAAUGUCUGGGAGGGGCUCAGAGUAGAGCUGCCUCUCCAGCAGCACUUUCAUAUAACCUUUGAGUUUUUUAUAACUGAGUUCUCGAGACAUGAAAGUAAAUUUCACUAUAGUCGGUCUCUAUCCGACAACACUGUUGCAUCUUUUAAAUCAACUGUUCCAUAUGUACUGUCCUCAGCAUCUCAGAGGAACGUAGCAGAGGGCAAUAUCUUCAAUUCUAGCCCCUCACAAAUUGAUGAUCUAGUUCAUAAUGUUACUUCCUCUUUACG